GACCUACCAAGGAGGGGAUUUGGCGGUAGGACCGCCCUCACCACCAAGUUAACCUCAUGAGGGGUAGUUCAUUAAUCGAUCGCCCGUGCUUAUCACGCGGCCCAAUCCUUUUGGCUCGCAAGCUACUACGCGCUCCAAUCCCUUGCCUCCUAACCGACCACCCCGGCAUUUGGACCCGGCAACCUGGUCGAUUGAAGGAAGGCAAGACAUUUAGCCGUCUCUUAAUACCGAAUCUUGCAUCCUAAAUCUGGGGUUCUUCGACGCGCGAGGUGACUUUAGACGUGAUCAAUGUCACACUGAGCUCGGGGAAGGAAACGGGUCAUCAUUUCCGUUACUGUUCCGAAGGUGAGCGUUGAAAAGCAGUGCGUUCCUCUAACCAUGUUCGAUGGGUUGUGGACUGGUGACCCAGCAACUCAAACCGUCAAAUCUCAAUGUACAAAAUGGCCACAACCGGGGUCAGUACCUGCCCCUUUGCGACGAGCAAAGCGUUGUCCCGGGAACACAUCGACACCUCACCAGCUGUCAUCAGCGACAACGUGGAUGACAUUCUCAAAGAGUACGAUGUGCUCCGCGAGGCAUGCCCGGUGGCUUACACGAACCAAUACGGGGGCUACUGGCUCAUGACACGGUACGACGACGUCAAGGCCGCCGCACUCGACUCGGAAACGUUCAUCUCCUCCGUCCGAGCCGUCAUACCAUCCGAUCCCCGCGGUCUGCGCCGGCCGCCCCUGAACUUCGACGCGCCCAACCACACCCCCUACCGGACGGCCCUGGACCGAACCCUAAAGCCGGCGCGGAUCAAGCGUCUUGCCGAACCGCUACAGCUGCACGCUGAGGCGUUGUUGUUGCCCUUGAUGCAGAGAAAGGAGGGGAACAUAUGCACCGAGUUUGCCGCCCAGUUCGCGGCGUGGGUCGAGACGGAGUGGUUGAACCUGACGCCUGACACAGCGCCGCGGUUAGCAAGCACCGCUUCGGCGUGGGUGAAUGCCUGGCGACGCAUGGACGGGGAGAAGACGACGCAGUUUAGCACACAGCUUUACGACAUUGCGCGGGCAUUGCUGGCGGAUAGGAGGGAGAACCCGAGAGAUCCGGAGGAGGAUCCUGCUAGCAGCCUCUUGCUGGAGAGGAAUAGUAGCGGGGAGCCGCUGGAGGAGAUUCACCUUGUAGGGUGUAUAAGGCAAAGUCUCGUUGUGGGGAUGGUCGCCCCACCCCUGAUGCUCGGCGGAAUCUGUAACUACCUCUCCCAGGAUCAAGAGCUCCAGCAGCGGCUAAGGGACGACCUCAGUCUGAUCCCAGCAGCUAUCGAGGAGUUUGUAAGGCUAUUCAGUCCAUAUCGAGGCUUUGCUAGGACAGUGUCCAAGGAGACAGUCAUCCACGGCCAAACGAUUAAGCCAGGUGUUCCUAUCACGCUCACCUACAGCGCGGCAAAUCGCGACCCGGCCGUUUUCGACAAUCCUCAUGAGUUUGUCCUCGACAGGCCCAACAUUGCGAUGCACAUGGGAUUUGGCAGGGGCAGGCAUCGCUGUGUCGGCCAGCCCCUCGCCAAAUUGUGAGUUCACCAUUCUCUCCAGUUCAAGCUACCGUACUGGGUUGC
Molecule: messenger RNA, 1594 nt
Organism: Chaetomium fimeti
Lineage: Eukaryota; Fungi; Ascomycota; Sordariomycetes; Sordariales; Chaetomiaceae
Product: cytochrome P450
Exons: 2
Coding region: 432-1553 (373 amino acids)
Molecular function (GO): iron ion binding; monooxygenase activity; oxidoreductase activity, acting on paired donors, with incorporation or reduction of molecular oxygen
Source: RefSeq, a predicted model, not a curated record